Molecule: messenger RNA, 546 nt
Organism: Mesocestoides corti
Lineage: Eukaryota; Metazoa; Platyhelminthes; Cestoda; Cyclophyllidea; Mesocestoididae
Source: the annotation of a GenBank genome assembly
AUGUCAGAUGGGGAUCUAUUUGUAUCGCCUUUCCUGAACAUCGAUCCUUCACUUUUGGUGAACGACCCGUCAGAACAGUUCAUUUUUCCGGAAGGGGUGAAGCAUCGAGGUCGUUUUGAAAGGUCUUUCUCCGAAAUCGGAUCGAUGGUAAUUGGCGGUUGCGCUGUGGGUUCAACAAGAGCACUGUACACAGCUCUAAACAACCCAGAUUUAGCUAAGUUGCCCACAAAGGCCCUGCAGAGGACACAACUAUUGAAUUACGUGACCAAAUCCGGUGCUUCUUGGGCGCAAACAGCUGGGAGUAUUGGCCUCAUUUAUGCACUCUCCGAUUUCGCUAUUCAUAAGCUUCGCGGAGGCGCUGACGAUGAAAUAAAUAUGGUAUCUUCCGCAACCACCACUGGUCUGCUGUACCGUUGUCCGGGGUUACUUGGACCUGGUGGCUGGCAACGUUGCAUUCGCGGCGGAGUCUUCGGCUUGACAAUUGGCCUUGCGGGAGCUGCUUUUACCAGCUGGGAUCGCAUAAAAGACCUUCUCGGAGGUGCUUAG